AUGAACACCGUUGGACCUUUGCACAACAGACAAGAGACAUACCCUUACUUUCAGUUACCCUUUUGUCAAGGACCACACAGCGUAGAACAUCACCAUGAAACUUUGGGAGAAGCCCUUCUUGGAAUGGAUUUGGUUAAUUCAGGCAUUCCGACACAAUUUAAAAUCAAUGAAGCAGAUAAAGCGUAUUGUGAACAAGAACUGGAGCCCAAAGAUGUGGACGUUCUUCGAUAUGCAGUCGAUAACCAAUAUUGGUACACCAUGUUUAUCGAUGACUUACCUGUAAGUGGAGUGGUAGGAAAAGAUGAAGAGGAGGAACAAGCGACAGAAACGGAUCCUCAUGCCAAGAAGCUUUAUGUGUAUACGCACAAGAGCUUCAUGUUUGAGUAUAAUGGAAAUCAGAUCAUUAGUAUAAGCUUAAAACAUGGCAACCCAGUAGAAUUAAAACACGGUUUAUCGCCCCUCACAUUCACUUACUCAGUCACUUGGAACCCUACGGAUGUCUUGUUUGAAAACAGAUUUGAAAGGCUUUUAGAAGCUGAUUUCUUUGAACACAAGGUUCACUGGCUUUCCAUCUUUAGUUCAUUCAUGAUGGUUCUAUUCUUGACGGGUCUUGUCUCUGUUAUCUUGCUGAGAACAGUCAAGAGAGAUUUCACUAGAUAUGAUCGAGAAGAAGGACUAGCCGACUUUGAUAGAGAUUUAGGUGACGAAUAUGGAUGGAAACAGGUUCAUGGAGACGUCUUUCGACAACCACCACGACUGAUGAUGAUGUCUGCCCUUAUGGGAACUGGUUCACAGCUUGUUAUUCUAUCAGCCGUUGUGAUCCUAUAUACUAUUUUGGGUGAUUUGUAUGCUGAGCGUGCAACUAUCUUAACAGCUACGAUCUUCUUGUACGCAUUUACUUCAUUUGUCGCAGGAUACACUAGUGCAAAAUAUUAUGCAAGAUAUGGGGGUAGAGAUUGGAUCAAGACAUUUGUAAUGACAGCGAGUCUCUGGCCAGGCGCUGUCUCGUUCAUCUGUGGGCUCAUCAAUACCCUAGCCAUCUACUACUCUAGCUCCCGCGCUAUCUCUUUUUACGCCCUUUUAUCUAUCAUUGCUCUUUGGAUAUUUAUAUGUUUCCCACUUACCCUUCUUGGAACCAUCGUUGGCCGUAACUGGGGAAGCCAAGCUGAUUUUCCAUGCCGUGUUAAUCCGAUUCCUCGACCUAUUCCGGAAAAAGUAUGGUACGCAGAACCUUUGGUCAUUGUAGCUCUAGGUGGUAUUUUGCCAUUUGGAUCAAUCUUUAUUGAGAUUUACUUUAUUUUUACUUCAUUCUGGACGUACAAGAUCUACUAUGUCUAUGGCUUUAUGCUGCUUGUGUUUAUUAUCUUAUUGAUAGUCUCUGCCUGUGUGUCCAUUGUCAGUACAUAUUUCCUGCUCAAUGCAGAAGAUCAUCGAUGGCAUUGGGUUAGUUUCAUGACAUGCGCUUCAACAGCUGGUUAUAUUUAUUUAUACUCUGUCUAUUAUUUUAUGACAAAGACAAGAAUGACUGGUUUAUUCCAAACAAGCUUUUAUUUUGGUUAUACAGCCAUCUUGUCCUUGGGGAUGUUUUGCAUGCUAGGUUUUGUCGGUCAUACAGCAGCUUCAAAAUUUGUACGUAAAAUAUAUCAAAAUGUCAAGAUUGAUUAA
Molecule: messenger RNA, 1665 nt
Organism: Rhizopus microsporus ATCC 52813
Lineage: Eukaryota; Fungi; Mucoromycota; Mucoromycetes; Mucorales; Rhizopodaceae
Product: transmembrane protein TM9SF3
Exons: 9
Coding region: 1-1665 (554 amino acids)
Biological process (GO): protein localization to membrane
Cellular component (GO): membrane
Source: RefSeq, a predicted model, not a curated record